AUGUCGUGGAAGAAGACUGACUUGCUGAUGAAUACCAUCAAGCAUUACUCGGCAUUCCCUGCAACUGGCGUGAGUUUACGGCAGAUGGUCCAAUUUGGAGAGAAACCAUCAACAGGCACUCUCUUCCGAGCCUCCCAAUUCCUAUCCGAAGAACUACCUAUUCGACUCGCCCAUCGAGUGCAAGAGCUCGGUGAGCUCCCAGAUGGACUCAAUGAUAUGCCUUCGAUCAAGAAGGUUCAGGACUGGUAUGCUCAGUCCUUCGAGGAAAUAACAACCCUCCCGAGACCACACCUUACGAAAGAUGUCCGCCAUCGACUUAUGAAACCUGCGAGAACGAGUGGUAGAGCCUCCAAAAUUCUCGCGGAAGCCACACAGAACCCCAGUGUAAAACAGGGCCAAUACACCUCUUCGCCGUGGCAGCAAAAUGGCCAUAUCAAUGGGAGUGAAAGUGAACAUGAAUCGAGGAAAGGCGCGGCUGCAGCUCGACGGUACUUUGCGACCGUCGAGGAUGGCGAUGAGUGGCCUCCAGAGUUACACGACUACAAUCAGCGGUUCGCACAGACAUUGAACACGAUCAAACGGCGACAUGACAGUGUGGUAACAACUGUGGCACAGGGGAUUUUAGAAUACAAACGGAGACGGCAACGCAUGCAGAUUGACCGCAAUAUUCAGGCCUUCCUUGAUCGAUUUUAUAUGUCUCGAAUUGGUAUUCGAAUGCUCAUUGGACAACACAUUGCUUUGACGGACCAAAGCCAUAAUAAGGACCCGACUUAUGUUGGGGUUAUAUGUACCAAGACGAAUGUUCGAGAUCUAGCCGAGGAAGCCAUUGAGAAUGCCCGAUUUGUAUGCGAAGAUCACUAUGGGUUAUUCGACGCGCCAAAAGUCCAGCUUGUGUGCCCUCCCAAUCUCAAUUUCAUGUACGUUCCAGGGCAUCUAUCUCACAUGCUGUUCGAGACUUUGAAGAACUCGUUACGUGCGGUUGUGGAAACCCAUGGACAGGAUAAGGAAGAAUUUCCGGUUACGAAAGUCGUUGUCGCGGAGGGGAAAGAAGACAUCACUAUCAAGAUUUCAGAUGAAGGAGGUGGAAUACCCAGGAGCGCCAUACCGCUAGUAUGGACUUAUAUGUAUACGACAGUGGACACAACCCCGAGUUUGGAUCCGGAUUUUGACAAGAGUGAUUUCAAGGCACCCAUGGCUGGUUUUGGAUACGGGUUACCAAUUUCGAGAUUAUAUGCGAGAUAUUUCGGUGGUGAUCUGAAGUUGAUUAUCAUGAGGGGGUCUCCGGGAUAUUCUGCCCCGCGUCCAAAUUCCCAAGGAUUGACGCAGCUCUUCAGGAAGCAGAUGAACCUGAAGCUGUGGCACUCGAAAAAAUCAAGAGAGGUCACUGAGCGGAAACAGGUCGGCGAUGCGGAGAGCAUGGUUAACGAGGGCAUGAGUUCCUCAGGCCACCAUGGCUUCUUCAAGGGCGAUGGAGGGGAAGUGUAG
This is a messenger RNA of Lachnellula hyalina, 1485 nucleotides long. RefSeq names its product [Pyruvate dehydrogenase (acetyl-transferring)] kinase, mitochondrial (gene pkp1). Gene Ontology annotation, biological process: protein phosphorylation; regulation of glucose metabolic process. The record is from RefSeq and is a predicted model, not a curated record. The coding region runs from base 1 to 1485 and encodes 494 amino acids. The transcript is spliced from 4 exons. NCBI's taxonomy places the organism in Eukaryota, Fungi, Ascomycota, Leotiomycetes, Helotiales, Lachnaceae. Gene Ontology annotation, cellular component: mitochondrion. Gene Ontology annotation, molecular function: pyruvate dehydrogenase (acetyl-transferring) kinase activity.